This is a messenger RNA of Debaryomyces tyrocola, 1791 nucleotides long. Lineage: Eukaryota; Fungi; Ascomycota; Pichiomycetes; Serinales; Debaryomycetaceae. The record is from the annotation of a GenBank genome assembly.
AUGAAUCAGUCUUCUUCAGAUAAGUAUACACUGGAAGGUACACCAUCAGAAUCACAUCGGCCACGGCAAUCUCUGCAACUACAAGUUGAUGGUGAGAAUGUGAAACCAUUGCAAUCUGUUACUUUUGGUGAUUUGGAUAACCAAGAAAAAUUACGUAGGUUUACAAUCUCAUCUCAGCCAUCGUCAGUCAAUCUAGCAAACUCAAAAAAUCCAGAGUCUUUACCUUCAUCUAGAAAAACAUCGUUACAAGGAAAUCCUAAUAUAACUAAUUCCAGUAGAAAUAGUUCUACAACAAGUGAAAUAUUCCAAUUCUUUGCAAAUAAUCAGACAUAUGCCAUAAAGCCUCAACAGCAAGUGUCCACAAACACUUCACAAGGUUACAUUACACCAAGCAAUCAAUCUUCAAGAGUCAACUCGCCUGUUUUGGAGACACCACCGCAUCUAAAGAGAGGAUAUACAUUCGAUGACUCUAGUCAUAAACCUACAAGACUUAGUUCCCCUUCACCUCCUCCAUUAUCGCAAGCUAAGUUUGCAUCGCUGGAAGAAUUUCAACAAGUACCGCAUCCAAUUAAUAUAACCAAUAAUAACAACCUGCCUCGCGGAUCUUGUAAUACAAAAAAAUCGACCAAGACAGUAGUUGCAUCGCCAAGUGGACCUCCAGUUCCAUUUCAACAGUAUUUGACGAAGUCAGAUGAUGAGAAGAUCCAUAUAUUGCUAGGAUGUACAGGGUCGGUAGCAACUAUCAAAGUUCCUAUGAUUGUAGAUAAAUUAUUUAAUAUUUACGGCAAGUCGAAAAUAUCCAUUCAGUUAGUAGUAACCAAGUCGGCUACGCAUUUUUUAAAGGGAUUGAAGAUCCAUAGUGAUGUUAAGAUUUGGAGGGAUGAAGAUGAAUGGGCUAAUUAUAAUGAACAUAACGUUGCAACUACAACGGUUUCAACUAAUAAUGUAUCCUCGUCUAGAAAACCUAAGAAUCCAUUUGAUAAUUUGAUAUUGCAUAACGAAUUAAGAAAAUGGGCAGAUAUCUUUUUAAUUGCACCUCUUUCAGCCAAUACAUUGGCCAAGAUUACGAAUGGUAUAGCUGAUAAUUUGUUAACAUCGAUUAUUAGAUCUUGGAGUCCUAUUAAUACGACAAUGGCUUCUACCAAUGUUAAUAAGAAUUCCGUAAAUGUCAAAAAGCCGAUACUAGUGGCACCUGCCAUGAAUACACAUAUGUAUAUCCACCCAAUUACUGCAAAACAACUAUUAUUAUUGUCAUCACCAGAGUACGGUUUUGGUAUUGAAGUAUUGAAACCAGUUGAAAAGGUAUUAGUUUGUGGAGAUAUCGGGAUGGGUGGUAUGAGGGAAUGGCUGGACAUCGUGGAUAUUUUAAGACGAAGAAUUAAUUCUAUCAAUUACGUCAGUGAUGGUAAGAGAAACAUUGCCGAAAAGGAUGAAGAUGAAAGAGAUGCUGAUGAAGAUGAAGAAGAAGAAGGUAAUGAUGAUGACGAUGAUGACGAUGAUGACGAUGAUGACGAUGAUGACGAUGAUGAUGCUGAUGACGAUGAAGAUGAUGAGAACGAAGACGUUGAUGAUGGAGAUGACGAUGAUAAUGGUAGUGUCAAUGGUCAGUCUACUACAUUAAAACGUACCACCAAUGCAGGUAAGGUAUCCAAAGAGAAUGAUGACAUGAUCUUCGAAAUACAGGAUAAUGAUGCGAAAGAAGCUCAACCAGAUGCGAAUGAGAAAUCAUCAAAUAACAACUAUUAUAUUAGAACCGAUAAAAUUCCUGUUGAAACACAAAAUAUUGUAUAG